GGCGCGCAUGCGCAGUGUCGGGCGCUAGACGGCAGCGGCGAUGGCUCCGCAGUGACGGUUGGAUCUAACGGUUGCUAUUGACAUUGCGGCGCGGAUCGGGCGGCGGAUCCUGCCCCGCGAGCGGCGCCCGCCCCGCGGCCGCGCAGGCAGGAGCCACCGGCCCCGCGGAGGAGGCCGCGGCGGCGGCGUGGUGAUGCGGCCGCGCUGAGGCCCAGGUGCAUCCGCCUCCCUCCCCCGCCGCCGGAUCGGGCAGCGCGGCCCGGCCCGCCGCCGCCCUGAGCUGGCUUCGCGGUUCCUCCCUGCGGCCGCCGCCAUGCCGGGCCGCCGCUGAGGCGCGGCCCGCCGCGGCCGAGGAAGCGCCCGCGCGGAGAGGAGCAGGGCCCGGGGGAGGGCGGCCCGGCAUGGCCCGCAGCCUGGAGUAGCGCCGCCGCCUCCCUGCGCUGUGCGGCCGCGGGCGGGCCGAGGGCCGCCGCUCGGGAGCGAGGCCCCGCUGGAGGCGGAGGAGGAGCCAGCGCGGCCCCUCUGACAGGGCCCGCCGGGCCGCCGCGGCCUCCGCGCUGCCGCCGCCGCGCGGCUCCAGGUGGCCCCGGACCAAGGUGACACCCGGCCUGCCCCCGCCCCGGGGCCACCUGCCCCCUCGGCCGGCACGGACUCGGCGCCGCGCUUUCUUCUCACCCCGGAGCCGGCGGCGUGCGAGCGGCUGCGAUGAACCCGGUGAAUGCCACUGCUCUCUACGUUUCAGCGAGCCGCCUGGUGCUCAACUACGACCCUGGGGAUCCCCAGUCCUUUACCGAGAUUAACAAGCUCCUGCCCUACUUCAGGCAGUCCCUCUCCUGCUGCGUUUGCGGAAAUUUGCUACAAGACCCUAUUGCUCCUACCAACUCCACAUGUCAGCAUUAUGUCUGCAAAACUUGUAAAGGCAAGAAGAUGAUGAUGAAACCGUCAUGUAGCUGGUGCAAGGACUAUGAACAGUUUGAGGAGAAUAAGCAACUAAGCAUCUUAGUGAACUGCUAUAAGAAACUCUGCGAAUACAUAACGCAGACUCCACUGGCACGAGAUAUUAUCCAGGCAGUUGAUUGUUCUGCAGAUCUUUUGGCUUUGCUUAAAGAUGGAUCACCACUCCAUGAAGAGACAGAAAAAUCUUCUGAUACAGCCUUGGCUUUGUGUUUGACACAUUCCCCAGUACCUUCAACCUCAGAACUCACAACUGAUCCUCCAGCUAGUUUUACAUCAAUCCCUGAAAGCACACACAACAUUGAUCUUAGAGGUUCUGUUAUCAACGGGUUGCCCAAUUGUAAUGGGCUUUCAGUAGAUAAACUUGGAGUGAAUAUUCCUUCUCCUGAACACGCAAACACGAUCGAUGUCUGCAGCACUGGAGAGUAUAUAAAAACUGAAGAUCUCUCUAGCAGCUUGCAGCCUGUGUGUGACACAGUUUCUACUAGUGACUUGUGUACGACAGGCAUUGACAUCUGCAGUUUCAGUGAAGAUAUAAAACCAGGUGGCUCGCUCCUCCUCAGCGUCGAGGAGGUUCUCCGGAGCUUAGAGACCGUUUCAAAUACUGAAGUCUGUGAUUCUAAUUUGCAGCCCACCUUGGAAGCAAACAUGACUAACGGCCCUUUCCUGCAGCUUUCUCCCCCACCUCUUAGCCAUAACAUUUUCAUGUCCACAGAUGCUUCUCCUCACGGAAUCUCCUGUACAGCGGCGACGCCCAAGGUAGUUAAAUUAAACAGAAAGCGGUCUCGAUCAGAAAGCGACAGCGAGAAGGUGCAACCUCUACCCAUUUCCAGCAUCAUCUGUGGCCCAACACUGGGGGCAUCGGCUCCUGUAACAGUGAAACAGGAAAACAAAAUGUCUUUGCAGCCUAUUGCAACUGUACCUAAUGGAGGCACUACUCCCAAAAUAAGUAAAACUGUGCUCCUGUCUAACAAAAGCAUGAAAAAGAAUUUAGAACAUGCCCCUAAGAAAUCUCACCCAAAAGCCAAACCAGGGGUGCUGAAAACAAAAGACAAAGCAAAGGAGAAAGUUCCUAGCAGUAAUGUUAUGCCAGGAAGCCCAACAAAAACUGUGUAUAAAAAGCCACAAGAAAAGAAAGGGUGUAAAUGUGGUCGUGCCACCCAAAAUCCAAGUGUUCUUACAUGCCGUGGCCAACGCUGCCCUUGCUAUUCUAACCGCAAAGCCUGCCUUGACUGCAUAUGCCGUGGCUGCCAAAACUCAUACAUGGCUAAUGGGGAGAAGAAGCUGGAGGCAUUUGCAGUGCCAGAAAAGGCCUUGGAGCAGACUAGGCUUACUUUGGGCAUUAAUGUGACAAGCAUUGCGGUGCGCAAUGCCAGCACAAGCACCAGUGUAAUCAAUGUGACAGGGUCACCAGUAACUACGUUUUUAGCUGCCAGUACACACGAUGAUAAAAGUUUGGAUGAAGCUAUAGACAUGAGAUACGACUGUUGAGUCUUUCUUUCUUUUCCCUGCCGUCAGUAGGGGAACUGCUACAGUUCUAAGGCAGCUAUGGUUCUGUUUAACUUGCUGGAGCUCCUGCGUUUAGAUCACUUGUAUCAAGUGUUUUUCAUUGCUAUGUUAUGUGUAUUAGUGUCUGGGAAAUAGUUGCAGAUAAUGGAGGAGUUACCCUAAAACUGUUUUUAGUUCUUACAGCACCUCAUAGUUUGAGAUCAAUUGCUGAUGUAAAUGAUUUUAUCACAAGAUCUUUGGCAAGGAGUAUGUUAACCUCAUUGUACCUCAUCAUGCUUUGUGCUCAGUCAAAGCUUCUGCUUAAACGUAGAAAAGUGGUAUCUAGUUAGUCCAUCUAAACUGUGCUACAUCCUGGUGUAGAAAAAUAAUUAUCGAUUAGUUACAGUCACCGUUGCUAGAAAAUAACCUAAAAUUUCCUGUAGGAAAUGCAGCAUCGAGCUGGAGAAGGCACUCUGAAAAGGGUAAGUAAUCUCCAAUGGUGAGAAUUAGUAAUCUAUGCUAUGGAACAGUUUAAAAAAAAAAAAAAAAAGAUUAGUAAAUAUAUUGAAAAAGCUGAUAGCCCAAAAAGCAGCUCAGUCCCCAGCAAGGGUCAGGAUGAUCAGUUGGUUGGGUGUGAACGGCUGACUCGGGUGCAUCAUCCCCGUUAACAAUUUCAUUCUUUUUUUUUUUUUUCCCUUGACAAUUCCACAGGUCGUGUUCCUGCUCAGUUAUGCCCUCUGUGCCCGCUCCCUUUGUGUGGCAUGUUACUGAGUUAUUUUGGCUGGGGUGAGAAAAUUACUUGUAUGCAAAGAAGCCUCAAGUUUUAUUAACACCAUUCUCUCCUCCCUCCAACCUUUUUUUUUUUUUUUUUUUUUGGGGGGGGGGGGGGGGUGCGGGGAGUUCCUGCUGAUUUCACUGUUGUUCCUUCUAGAAAAGGUAGGGGGUGGCGGGGGAGUGGUUAUGGGUUAUGGGAAGACUCCUUGGCUGAUUCCCCCGAGGCCGCUGCCAGUCAGUGCCUGGGAUACAUGGAGACCUCCCCAGCAGCUACCACCAUGGGGGUGGUUGGUUUGUUUGUUUGUUGAGUCUGUGCCACCGCAGGCCUGGGACCCACCCCCCGUGAGGGCAGUUCUUCACUGACGGGCAUCUUCCAGCUGGGACCGAGGGCUUGGUGCGCUCUGGGGUCACAUGCUUUGGAUGUUUGAUAGGCAGAAUAAGCUGUGUAACUCGCUUCACCCAGAAUCUAUCUCAAUUUUUGCUAAUAUGUUGAAAAUAGCUUUCGAAGGUCAGUGCUUUUCAACCUGGGCUGAAAGGCUCUAAAAUGGAAAAAAAAAAAACCCCAAAGUUGUCAAAGGGCUUACCUCAGAAAGUGUUAAAAUGAAAGCGCCUUCGUAGGAAUUCAGCUUUAUGCAGAAAUGGUUUAUUUCGGUGUAAUCCCUAAAUAAGAGUACAAGCGGAAUAAUUGUGUCUUGCAUUUAGGGCUUCAUUGGCAGCCUAAAAAAAGUCAGAUUACUUUGUGAAAGCAGAAAUUUCUCCUCUUUGAAUGAUACAGCACAAAUGAAACAUGGGCUGACUAGAACACAAAACAUUACCUUCUAAUUUAAAAGGCAAUUCCUGUUUCAACAGCAUGUUAAAUAGUAUGUGAAUUUUUUUGAGUUACUUUACUGCUUCCAUCUCUCCUCUUAUUCACCCAGUGACCCCGCAGCGCUUUCCAACCCGGCGUUAGGUGUAUUUUGAUUUAGCACAAAGCAUGUACAAUGAUGGUUCCUCACCUAAGAAAUAAGCAAAAACCUUUGGACACAAAUGACACCUCCUUUUGUUUUGUAGUGUACCAUGGUGUCAUUUUCUGUGAAUGUGGUCAGAUCUUUUUGUUGGUUUUGGUUUGUUUCUCCCCCCGUCUUUUUUGUGGGGUGGGUAGGGUGGGGGGUUAAAGCCAUAGGAAGAAAAAUGUGAUGUACGUGUCCAGUCUGUACUUUUUUGUUUUUGUUUUGCAAGAAGAGUUGAAAAAUAUUUUUGAUAAUGAGUAAAUGGUGGAAAAUG
Messenger RNA from Falco peregrinus (peregrine falcon), 4479 nucleotides. It is a transcript of the gene MSL2, whose product is annotated as MSL complex subunit 2. Lineage: Eukaryota; Metazoa; Chordata; Aves; Falconiformes; Falconidae. The record is from RefSeq and is a predicted model, not a curated record. Gene Ontology annotation, cellular component: MSL complex. Gene Ontology annotation, molecular function: ubiquitin protein ligase activity.